Paramecium octaurelia is the source of this 2947-nucleotide messenger RNA. Lineage: Eukaryota; Ciliophora; Oligohymenophorea; Peniculida; Parameciidae. The record is from the annotation of a GenBank genome assembly.
AUGAAACAUAAGUUAUUAGUUUUUAUCUUAAUAAGUUUGGAUAUGGCAUAACAGUGGGAAACUAUUUACGAAAGUUUUAAAGGAACAGAUCCAAAGGAUGCAUUAGGUUCCUUUCAUCUUCAAAUAAUUAGGGUGGACAGUAUAAAAUAAUUAUUCCGAAAAUUUAUUCACCAGUUGCAAUGGUGUUAAAUUGUUUGGAGGGUAUGGUGCUUUUGCAUUCAAUACCACAGUAUCUAAGUAGUUUUCCUUGCCUCCGCAUUUUAAACUCAAAGUUGAUGUUGAUUUUUGGAAGUACUUCUUAUUUAAAAAGUAGAAUUGAUAGUUGGGAUAAUGAGGUUAGUUAUAUAUUUGUCGAUGGUAAUUUAUGGGCAAAAGGUUAUUCUUGGGGGCAAGGGAGUCAAAUAUGUGGAAGAGGAUCUGGUUGGAAUGAAGUAAUUGAACCUAUUUCAAUUAUUACAAAUCAUAAUUCUGAAUCUUUAGUGUUUAUCAUGACUACAAGUUUGGAUUAAUCCCCUUUUGAUGUACAACUUUAAUUAAUAUAAAAGGAAAGUUGGGGAUUUAGAAAUUUUGCUUUGUCAAUAAUUAGAUGUCCUUAAGGUUGCUUAUUUUGUUAAGAUACUGAUUAUAAUAAUUGUGUUUAUUGGAUUAGUUUUGUAUCAUUGUGGCACAACUCAAUAGAACUUGAUGGAUGGAUGAAAAAUAGUGAUAUCUAACCUGCAAUAGGUUAAUGUGGCAGUAUUUUUGUUGUUGGAGGAGUUAAUAACCUAUUACCAAAUGAGAAAUUAGAAAAGAUUUUCAAAAAUUUACAUCCUCAUUAUAAAACUUAAGUCCAAUUAUAACUUUGGAAAUUUGAUUCAUGGGAUAAUGAAAACUUCAUUUUAGAAGUAGAUGAUUAGAUUUAUAACUAAACUAUUUUGAGAAGUUAAGGCAGUUAUUAGAUUUGUGGAUCGGCUGGAUAUGAUCAGAUUAUUAAUAUUGAAAUUACUUUAUCUCAUCAUUAAUCAGAAUGCAAAAUCACUAUGAGAACCAAUCCUAAUUCUAUAACUAAAAAUGCUUAUUGGGGAAUAAGAGCAUUUAAUAUAUACCUUGCAAAAUGCAUUACUGGUUGUGAUCAAUGUUUAGGUCCAUUAAUGACACAGUGUAUUGCAUGUUUAAAGGAUUGGGUCAUUUACAAGAAUUUUUGCACUUAUCGUAUUCAUUAAUUCUAAUAAAAGCCCCUCCUAUGAUAUUAAAAGAAAUUUCAAUUACUCAAAUAAAAGAUUCAUUGUCAAAUGAGAGAAUUCCUAUAUAGAUCCAUCUAUCAGAAGUUGAUUAAAACAUAGUUUCAUAAGGAAAUUUUGAACUGUUAUUUAAGAAUACUUAAUAAAUUUUGACCAUCCAGGUGGAAAUAAAAUGCAUUCCAAAAAAAACAAUUAAAAGUUUAAUUUCUUCACUUUAAAAUGUAUAAUAAUAAUACUAAUUUCGAAAAAUUUGUCAAGGAAAUUUCAAAACAGCAAUCUAUAAUGUUAAAUACGAUUUAAAUAUAAUUGCUNCUAAGUAGUUUUCCUUGCCUCCGCAUUUUAAACUCAAAGUUGAUGUUGAUUUUUGGAAGUACUUCUUAUUUAAAAAGUAGAAUUGAUAGUUGGGAUAAUGAGGUUAGUUAUAUAUUUGUCGAUGGUAAUUUAUGGGCAAAAGGUUAUUCUUGGGGGCAAGGGAGUCAAAUAUGUGGAAGAGGAUCUGGUUGGAAUGAAGUAAUUGAACCUAUUUCAAUUAUUACAAAUCAUAAUUCUGAAUCUUUAGUGUUUAUCAUGACUACAAGUUUGGAUUAAUCCCCUUUUGAUGUACAACUUUAAUUAAUAUAAAAGGAAAGUUGGGGAUUUAGAAAUUUUGCUUUGUCAAUAAUUAGAUGUCCUUAAGGUUGCUUAUUUUGUUAAGAUACUGAUUAUAAUAAUUGUGUUUAUUGGAUUAGUUUUGUAUCAUUGUGGCACAACUCAAUAGAACUUGAUGGAUGGAUGAAAAAUAGUGAUAUCUAACCUGCAAUAGGUUAAUGUGGCAGUAUUUUUGUUGUUGGAGGAGUUAAUAACCUAUUACCAAAUGAGAAAUUAGAAAAGAUUUUCAAAAAUUUACAUCCUCAUUAUAAAACUUAAGUCCAAUUAUAACUUUGGAAAUUUGAUUCAUGGGAUAAUGAAAACUUCAUUUUAGAAGUAGAUGAUUAGAUUUAUAACUAAACUAUUUUGAGAAGUUAAGGCAGUUAUUAGAUUUGUGGAUCGGCUGGAUAUGAUCAGAUUAUUAAUAUUGAAAUUACUUUAUCUCAUCAUUAAUCAGAAUGCAAAAUCACUAUGAGAACCAAUCCUAAUUCUAUAACUAAAAAUGCUUAUUGGGGAAUAAGAGCAUUUAAUAUAUACCUUGCAAAAUGCAUUACUGGUUGUGAUCAAUGUUUAGGUCCAUUAAUGACACAGUGUAUUGCAUGUUUAAAGGAUUGGGUCAUUUACAAGAAUUUUUGCACUUAUCGUAUUCAUUAAUUCUAAUAAAAGCCCCUCCUAUGAUAUUAAAAGAAAUUUCAAUUACUCAAAUAAAAGAUUCAUUGUCAAAUGAGAGAAUUCCUAUAUAGAUCCAUCUAUCAGAAGUUGAUUAAAACAUAGUUUCAUAAGGAAAUUUUGAACUGUUAUUUAAGAAUACUUAAUAAAUUUUGACCAUCCAGGUGGAAAUAAAAUGCAUUCCAAAAAAAACAAUUAAAAGUUUAAUUUCUUCACUUUAAAAUGUAUAAUAAUAAUACUAAUUUCGAAAAAUUUGUCAAGGAAAUUUCAAAACAGCAAUCUAUAAUGUUAAAUACGAUUUAAAUAUAAUUGCUGAAUAAAACUUGAUAAUUCGUAUAUCUGACACCCAAUGUUUAAUCUAUUAAGUAGUUAGAGUUGCUGAUGAAUUAGCUUAUGUAAAAAUUUUAGAAAUCUUCUUGGAAGAUUUUUGA